AUGCCAUCACCAACCCAAGCCCGCCUCCUCUGGCGCACCCUCUCCCGCAACAUGGUAGAGCCCCACCCUUUCGCCCGCAACCCUAUAACCAUGACGCCUCACGCAUGGCGAGCGGGUGAUCUCUCAAGGAAACUAGUAAAAACGAGUGCUGUCUACUUCCCGUUCUACGCAGUCAUCUUCGGCUGGCCAGUCGCGGCGUCGUGGUGGUUUAAUGGGAAUAUGUGA
Messenger RNA from Alternaria incomplexa, 225 nucleotides. RefSeq lists its product as uncharacterized. The transcript is spliced from 2 exons. The record is from RefSeq and is a predicted model, not a curated record. Lineage: Eukaryota; Fungi; Ascomycota; Dothideomycetes; Pleosporales; Pleosporaceae. Bases 1 to 225 code for a protein of 74 amino acids.